GAGUUAUUUGCGAAAAAGACUAUAUAGCCCUCUCUCUCUCUCUCUGCCAUUAUUUUGCAGAGUCUUAUCGAUCACUUUGUCUUCAUUCAUUCAUUUCCUUUGAUCGAACCACACCUUCCUCCACCAGUCACCACUACCACUCGCCGUCGCCGGAUUUCAUUACAAUCGGCAGAGAGAGAUGGGAGUGCUGGAUCAUAUCUCCGAUGUCUUUGACUGCUCUGUUGGCGACUCUAAGCACAAGAAACGCAAACAGUUGCAGACGGUGGAGGUGAAAGUGAAGAUGGAUUGCGAGGGAUGCGAGAGGAAAGUGAGGAGGUCGGUUGAAGGGAUGAAAGGGGUGACGUCUGUGAAGGUCGACCCGAAGCAGCACAAGCUCACGGUGACGGGGUACGUGGAGCCGGGGAAGGUGGUGGAGCGCGUGGCCCACAGGACGGGGAAGAAGGCGGAGAUUUGGCCGUACGUGCCUUACGACGUGGUGGCCCACCCUUACGCCCAAGGGGUGUACGACAAGAAAGCCCCUGCCGGGUACGUGCGCAGGGUGGAAGACAACCAUAACAACCCGCAAGCGUACCAGCUCUCGCGCGCCUCCUCCACCGAAGUCCGCUACACCACUGCCUUUAGUGACGAAAACACUUCUGCCUGUGUUGUCAUGUAGGUGAUUCCAUCUCAUGGCUGGAACCAAUCCAGGCUGUUUGUAUCUUCCUAUAUUCAAUCCAGUCCAUUCUGUUUCAGUGCAAAAAAGAUUUAUGUGUCAUACUGUGGUGAUUGUGUUACGCCCAUUUGAUUGUUGUGUUUAAUUAAUUGAGUGUGAAAAUUAAUUAAGGAUGUGUUU
Cuscuta campestris is the source of this 832-nucleotide messenger RNA. The record is from the annotation of a GenBank genome assembly. NCBI's taxonomy places the organism in Eukaryota, Viridiplantae, Streptophyta, Magnoliopsida, Solanales, Convolvulaceae.